This is a messenger RNA of Entamoeba invadens IP1, 744 nucleotides long. RefSeq lists its product as hypothetical. The record is from RefSeq and is a predicted model, not a curated record. The coding region runs from base 1 to 744 and encodes 247 amino acids. The transcript has a single exon. NCBI's taxonomy places the organism in Eukaryota, Evosea, Mastigamoebida, Endamoebidae.
AUGAGUGAUACCCACCACCGUGAUUUACUUGAGAAUGGGCAAAAAGUGUGCAUUAGUGUGUAUAAAGGGAAGUACCUCACCGUUCUCCAAAACGACCAAGUUGAGUUUAGUCGAAGUGAAGUUGGGAAAUACGAGAUUUUUACGGUCAAAAAGAUACUACUUGGGGUGAGUCUUCAAUGUUGGAAUGGCAAAUUUCUUCGGUGUAAUGUACUAACACAAAACUUAGAAGGAGGAGGCUUGGCACCCUUUGUAGCCGAGAAAUUUUCGAUUCGUGGGUCUGUCAAUGUCCCUGGCGCGAUAUGUAUUAAGUCGACCAAUCUCUUUUAUUUAACAGUAGAUGCCAAAGGGAAAGGGUGGUUCUCUGGAAAGUCGGAGAAAAACAAUUUGUUUGAAUUAAAGACUAUCCCCGAGUACAUCGAACAGCAUGAAAAACAAAAGUCACAGCAAAGUCCCAUUACACAGAUGACAAAAAGUACUCCUCUCUGUGAGCACCAUGUUUCUCAACAAGAACAAAUUAAAAUUGAAAAGGUGGAAACACAAGAAAAAGUUCCAAAGGAAGAAAACACAGCAGUGGAAACACUUGAAGAAAAGGACUUGUGUAAAGUCUGCUUUCUCAAUUCAAAAGAUUGUGUUGUUGUCCCUUGUGGCCAUCGUUGUUGUUGUUCCGAAUGUGCAAAACACAUGAAAAAAUGCCCGAUUUGUGGAAAGACUGACAUCACCUUUGUGAAGACUUUUGACGUGUAA